AUAGGUCCUUCCUCAUUGACACAUAUACGUCGAGCACACUUGCACUCAGUAAGGUUUUGUUUCGUAACCACUCAGCCUGCCACCAGAGUGUUGUCUUCUAGGUUCAGAGCAGUUUUUCUGAGGAACCUACUAAGACUAAACCUAUGGAGUUAUCAAACAGGAUGACACCAUUGCUGUUUAAAGAUGCCUUUUGGGGGAGGGACUUCACCAGCCGAGAAGGAUACGACACGCUGAUAGACCGACUGAAAGAUGGGAGACAGAUAUGUAAAGAUGUGCAGGAGCUCAUUAAGAUGAGGGCCCAAGCGGAGGAGCAGUAUGGGAAGGAGCUGGUGCUGAUAGCCCACAAGGCCAGGGGGCUUAAGGAGAUCGGUACCCUGAGAGCGUCCUUUGAUCAACUUAAAGCACAUAUUGAGAAUAUUGGGAAUUUUCACAUCCAUCUGUCUAAUGUUUUGGAAGAGGAGGUGAAAAGGAUUGAGAUAUUCCAAGACAAGCAAAAGGCACAGAGGAAAAAGUUUGAGUCAAUCAUGGAGAAGCUAAUGAAGACUAAGAGUUCUUGGUAUAAGAAGACAAUGGAGUCCAAGAAGAACAGCAAGCAGAGGUGCCAGGAAGCUACUGAGGCAGAGAAUCUAGCUGCGAAAAUGUCUGCAACAUCUUCUACCCCCAAGAUCAUAGAGAAGGCAUAUCAAAAGGUCCAGCACUGUAAACAAACUGCGGCAGAAUCAGAGAGCCUUUACCUGGGCAACAUUGUGCAUUUGGAAAAUGUGCGGCAGGACUGGAUAGGGACACACCAGAGUACCUGCGAGGUUUUCCAACAACUGGAGUCUGACCGCAUCAGUUUCCUGAGAUGUGUGCUAUGGGACCACUGCAACCAUUUCUCAAUGCAGUGCGUCAAAGACGAUGAGAUUUACGAGGAUGUCAGGAAGGGUCUUGAGAAGUGUGAAAUCAGCACAGACAAUAACCUCUUCAUCCAGACGAAGAGCACCAGCAGUAGCCCGCCUGAACCUGUGAUGUUUAGGAACUACAGUGUUCUGCUGGAGGAGUCCCAGGGCAGCCCCAGCAACCUCAGCACUUUGGGGAGAGCAUCAGUCUCAGAGAGUCUUUCCAUAAUACACAGAGUGGGCUCUAACUCGUCUCUCACUGACGGAAAUCCUUAUUCAGAGUCAACGAGGAACUCUAGUGGCUCACUCAACUGUUCGAACACAUCUGGAUUCCAACAGACAAGUUCAAGAGCAUCGGUUGCCUUGAACGACAGCUAUAGGGUGGCUUACGAAUACAUGGCACAGAACACAGAUGAGCUGACCCUGUUGAGGGGGGAGGUGGUGCAGCUGAUGGAGCAGGGGGAUGACGGCUGGUGGACGGUGGAAAGGGACGGGGAGGUCGGACUGGUCCCUGGAAACUACCUGGCUCAGAUCUGAACUCGGUCCCUCCCACAUGCACACGCAUAGAAAUGCCCGCUUGCUCUUUGCCUCUCACACGUUUCUGUGUGUGUGUGCGUGGGUGCGUGUGCGUGUGUGUGUGUGUGUGCGUGCGUGUGCGUGGGUGUCAAUCGAUUAAUAGAUACAUACACUUUUGAUAUGUUUAUAUAGAUAAGAGAAAGAGAAACAAAAGUGGAGGGGGACUUCCAGGUAAAGCUUAAUACAGCUAUGAGGCCAGCUAUGAUCAAAUGUGGACAACUCAUAUUCCUUGCAGAAGUGUGUUCUAUAAGUGUUUGUGCUGGAAGGGAUGAUUGGAUGGCAAAGCUACAAACCAAUAGAAAUGUGUUGCACUAUAGACCUGUGAAUAAAUGAACUUCCGGGGCUGGUUUGAACCAAAAAUGAUGGCAUCACCGCCCUUGCGUCAUCUAUUUGUGACAAAUUUCAGAAGUGCGUGGCAUGUUUUAAAUCACCGUGUGCUGCAACUUUUGUGUCCCAUCGCAAAAUGUUGCUCUUUUUUUAAAGAGUGAUCUUCACGGUCUAACAUGGUAGUUUAUUGAUUGUACGCUGGAGUGGAGAUUAUGUGGAGAGAGCAAGAACAUGAAGAGGAAAGUUAAAACAUCCAGUUUUUUCUUUUGGAACAAGGUUAUCUUUUUUUAUUUAUCUUUUUAUUUUGAAGGUCUUGAAAACAUCCCAUUGUUUUUCUAACAAUAUCACUGGAUUGGUAUUUGGACAUUUCAGUAGCGAAAUGUCGAUCUCAGCUUAAAAUAGAAAAGGUGUUUAAGAAUUCCCAAUAGAUAAAUGCAAACAAAAAGGAAACAUUGAGGCAAAAGCCAACCAGAUUAAAUUAUAUAUAAAAAAAAUUGUGCCUACAUGAUACGCCCUCUACCCGGUGAGCCACCAACCGGAUUCAAUAAGAUACUUUUCUCAUGUGAUGUUUUUAUUUUUACAAGCGUGAGAAGUGGAUUCACAAGCACAUACUAGGCUACAAUGGCAUAUUAAUCUCACAAAGAGCUGGGGAAUCGUUUAUUCAAGUCUCCAUUAUGCGCUCUAUAAAGCUGUGGAACGUAGGGCCUUGGGAGAGCACACAUGUAGAGCUGGAGAACAUAGGACACAUAAUCAACUUGUUCAUGUUCCAUAUACAUUUGGGGGACAUAGGUCCCUGGAGUCAAGUCAAAAUUGUCCCUCGGCUAUUUAAAAAAAUAACAUAUAGACUAUAAAGUAACUUGCAUCAUUUUUGUUGACAUGAAAUUGUAAUUUUAGAAAGGAAUGUACUAUUUUUGGUGUAGAGAGCUAUAGACAGUUUGUGCCACAAGUAUAGCAUUGGCUCAGCUGGUUAAACUAUGAUACGUUACUUCGUACUAACUAAUGGAUCUCAGACCAGGAUCAAAAUGUGUCAAAAUGGUGCUUUUACACUACAAUAUUAACAGGGGAGAGAAACCGCCUACAUGGGUUGAUGGGAACAAUGUUUUAUUACUACUCUUAUUUCAAGACAGCCAGGUAUUAAUUUGGGCACUGAUACUUAAUGAAUGUAUGGUAUAGCAGAAAAUGUUGUGCUUCAUCCAUAAAUGAUGCAGAAAAAGAAAAUUGGCCAUUCAUUCCUAUCCCUUGCCAUGGUGUUCCUUCCAGAUAAUACAUUUUCAAAAAUAAUGUAGAUUGACAGGUCUAUGAACUACACUCAAAUGCCAAGCCCCCCCUAUGGACUCCAUAGAUAAGACUAAUCUAAGAAGCAGCCCCACUUUGUAAUACUCUCCUGCUAGAACGAUUGACUUAUCCUUUUUAAUUAAGUAUGUUAUUUGCUUUUUUGCUUAGUAUUCCUUUGUAGCUGAGAAGCCAAACCACUGCGUUCUGUUUAUAUGUUGUAUGACUCGCAACAGAACUAUGCAGCUUUCUCAACUGAAUAGUAGGCCUAUCGUUUUAUUUACCAUUUUGUUGUGCUGAAAAUAAACAUGCCUUUUUAACCUUU
This is a messenger RNA of Gadus macrocephalus (Pacific cod), 3378 nucleotides long. Its product is annotated as proline-serine-threonine phosphatase-interacting protein 1-like. Gene Ontology annotation, cellular component: cytoplasm; actin filament; plasma membrane. NCBI's taxonomy places the organism in Eukaryota, Metazoa, Chordata, Actinopteri, Gadiformes, Gadidae. The coding region runs from base 144 to 1415 and encodes 423 amino acids. The transcript is spliced from 15 exons. Gene Ontology annotation, biological process: actin filament polymerization. The record is from RefSeq and is a predicted model, not a curated record. Gene Ontology annotation, molecular function: actin filament binding.